AAUCGCUGUGGGAGGAGAGACAUACAGCAAACUUCAUCAUGAACUCUGCACACAGCUCCAUCUGCUGCAGUUGUGCACUAAAGGUCCGUGCAUUGAACCACUUCUGGAUGCUGUACACUCUGGUCUGCCUCUCUGUCCUGCCUCUAUGGACUGUGGUUGCUGAGACACUCUGUGGUUCAGAGCUGGUGGAUACGCUGCAGUUUGUAUGUGGUGAUCGAGGAUUUUACUUCAGUAAGACUCCCUCGUACUUCAAGGACAAAGACUACGUAAAGAGGCCAAGUAAAGGGAUUGUGGAGGAAUGCUGCUUCAAAAGUUGCGACUUACAGUUGCUGGAAUUAUACUGCGCGUAUCCUCGCCAGUCGAGAUCUGUGCCUCUGUUGGUUACCGUCCGGCACCAGGAAGAACAUUUGGAUAAAUCAUAUAAAAAGACCUCCAAUUCUGCCAAAUGGAUUUCAAAAUUACUGCAAUAUAAGAUGAUUCCAGAGAGUGAAGAUUCAAACAGAAGCAAGCACGCAAGUCGGGGCUUGAGCCCCUCCCAGAGUCAAACUCCUUUGAUGGCACUGCUGGGCAAGUUGCCAAAGAAGGUUCCAGAACUUCAGCGAACAAGGUUAUGAUAGCACUAAGGAAGAAGUGGCAGGAAGCACUAGUUCUACUGCUGUCUCCUCUUCAAUGUUACUGUGAAUUCAAUGCUAGUGUUGGAAGUCAGAAUGUAGAAUUGAGCAGGAAUGAACCAUUCAAUUUCAUUCACCAUUUUAUAUCAUGCUGCUCUCCCCAUUCAUCUGCCUAUUCAAAGCUUUAUUUUCUGGCCAUGAGGAAGAAACUCACAAAUCCUACAGCCCAAGGCAGAGGAAAUUCAAAAGGUUCAGCCUCAAACCACCCUGUGCCUGUGCCUGUGCCCUGUAACUGAUAUCUGCUUUGAUACAGGUGCUUUUUUGGAAGUUCCACAAAGAUCAAAGGUGUACCUUAUUUAUAGAGGAGAGUUCUGAAAAUUGGCACUGGUUGAUUCCAGUGGGUAUUGUAGGCGUCCAUUAUGUCUGAUGUCAAACUUUCUGUACUUGUAUUUAAUGCCUGUUGACUUAUUUGAAUGUAUUCUAUUCUAAUUUUUCCUGUACCAAGUGACAUAAUUACAAUACAUCCCCUGUAUUACAUUGCUACACUACAUUACAGUGUGACCUUACCAUAAUCCAUUAAUAUGUUAGAAAGUACAGUAUUGCAUCACUGAUCCGCUGAUUUUCAAUAGUCACAGCAGAUUAUAUGCUUUAUAAACCCAAAUAUUUUCUCAGCUUUAUAUUUUCAACGUGCAAAGGAACAAAAGGGAGAUUUCCAUUGGUCCAUCAUCAUUUGGGAACCAAAGUUAAUGACGAAUGUUUAGUCACUUAAUCACAGUCAGAGCGAGUUAAAUGGACUGAUUAAACCUUAUUUUCACUUGGUAGCAGUUCCAUUCCUCUCCGGAGCUGUUUUGAUUAAGUAGAAGCAAAGUGCCCACACAAUCCUGAACUAGACUUCAGGCUCCUUCAUCCCUCACCAUUCAAUUUCCCUUUCACUCCAGUUUCAGCUUAUUGUCUGCAGAACCUCCUGUCUGAACUUCCACUCUCUUCAUCUUUAAAAAUUUAUAUUGGAAUUUCUCCACUCAACCAUUGAGCCACACGAUCACUUUCUUCCCCUAAAGUGUGAUCUUAUAUUAGAUCUAACUCAUUGACCUAUUUUAUGGUCAACUGCAUCUGAAGAAGGGUCCUGACACAAAAUGUCACCCAACCUUUUUCUCCCGAGAUGCUGCUUGACCCGCUGAGUUACACCAGCACUUUAUGUCUAUCUUCGGUAUAAAUCAGCAUCUGCAGUUCCUUCCUACACAUCAUGGUCUGUUAUCUGAUGUGGUUUGUGUUAGUUUACAUCUGACUGCAAACAAUUUUGGGGCAUCUCACUGUGAUAAUCGUCCGAUGUAAAUGCAAAUGAGAGUCACAGUGAGAUGCAGCACAGAAACGGGCCCUUUGCCACCCAAUCACCCUGGUUUGCACCAACCAUUAACUACUUAUUUACACUAAUCCUACAUUAUCUCUACCUUUUGUUUUCCUGACCUUUCCAUCAGCUCCCCCAGAUUCCGCACUCACCCACUCACUGGGGCAGUUUACAAUGGCUAAUUAACCUACUAAACGACAUGUCUUUGAGGAAACAAGAAUAUCGAGAGGAGUCUCAUGUGAUCAGAGGGAAAAUCAGCAAACUCCACACAGAUGUAUUAUUUAGUUCCCUUUAUUUUAAAAGGGUGGAUUCGACCUGCACUGUGUGACUUCCAAGGGGUCCAAACCUCAUACAGAUUAUAAUAUCUAGCCUGAGAGCUUGGCCCAACCACUUUAUGUUGGAUCGUACAUCGUGCCAUGCUUGAAUGGCAGAGUGGACUUGAUGAGUGAAAUGGCCUAAUUCUACUCCUAUGACUUACUUACUUAUCCAAGUACCAUAAAAUCCCUUCACUUUUAUGCAAUCGGCACCCAUAUCCUAAACUCCAACAUUCCUUAAUUUUCUUCGUCAUUGUAACGCUUUCCCCCUAUUUCAUUGAAGCAAGAACAAAGUAAUCUUCCCAUCAUUUUUACAAUGUCACAUGACCAGUGGAAAUAUCCCUUCGUCCAGGGAUGGUUUUAGAGUUCUGUUGGAGGAAUUUGUGCUGUUAUUUUCUAUUUAUUUAGAAUUCUAUACACUUUGUAAGAUCAAUGCAUUGUACCUCAGCAGCAAGUCAGGGACCUGUUCUGAAUUGUUAUUGGAUAUAAAAUAAAAUCCUCCAGCACUUAACAGACAAUGAAAAGUAAAAUUCAAUUGGAUUUUCAAUUAGAGUUACUGUUGAGAAUUUGUAUCUUGCCGUUUCCAUGGGAUUAGCUUGUUUUCCGAACCCUAGUGUGCAAAUUAUUGACUGGAUCUUCCUGCAAUAAAACAUUGCUAAUUUGGUGAUCUCAGGUGUAUGGAUUGAGAAAAGCCCUGAUUGAUUCCUUGAGCUGUGAAAUUACAUAUAAUAGGCCACAACCUGGAGUGGACAGUGUGCCUUGUAGAGCCUUACAGCAUGGAAACCGGUCCUUGGCCCAUUGUGUCUAUGCUGACCAUUAACCCCAUUUAUAUUAAUGCUACCUUAAUCCCAAUUUUUAUUCUCCCCACAUUUUCAUCAUCUUCCUCCAGCCUCUACCACUCGCAUAUGUGCUAGGGGAUAAUUUACAAUGGCCAAUUAAUGUACCAAUCUAUUUGCCUGGAAUGUGGGAAUAAUCCAGAGCGGUCUCAAGGAGAAUGCAAAUUCCACACUGAUGAUGCCCGAUAGAACCUGGGUGUCUGGAGAAGGAGAUAGCGGCUCUACCAGCUGUGCCACCAUGCUGUCCUGUACCUAGUAAGGGAACUCAGUACUGAUACCUACUGCAGUCCAUUUAUGGUUAAUAUCUCAUACAAGAGAUUGAUAGGCAUUCCAAGAACAGUGAUAUUCCUUGAGACCAUAAAUAAUAGUUUCAGUGGAUGGAGAAAUCUUAAGAAAAGAAAGUUACAAGAAACCAAGGUCAUGAUGAUGACUCUGAAUAACAAUACAGAACACUCCCAACUGCUGCUGAUGGGAGGAUGGGCUGGUGAGAUGUUGAUAACGUUCCCCAGGGAAAGCUCAUUAGCAAAGCCCCCCUCCUUACAACCAGUCUUGGACGUGGAGGAUUCCGUCUGAAAGUUGCACCUUUGAACUGUGCAGUUGUUUUAAGUGUGAAUGGAGUGUUAUGUGUCGUUGUACCUCAUCUGUCUACAGAUAUGCAGGUGCUGGCACACAAUAAAGAAUGAUUUUCUCUAAUUCA
Amblyraja radiata (thorny skate) is the source of this 3803-nucleotide messenger RNA. RefSeq names its product insulin-like growth factor I. The transcript has 4 exons. Gene Ontology annotation, molecular function: hormone activity; insulin-like growth factor receptor binding; growth factor activity. Gene Ontology annotation, biological process: regulation of protein phosphorylation; cell population proliferation; insulin-like growth factor receptor signaling pathway. Bases 39 to 614 code for a protein of 191 amino acids. The record is from RefSeq and is a predicted model, not a curated record. Gene Ontology annotation, cellular component: extracellular region. NCBI's taxonomy places the organism in Eukaryota, Metazoa, Chordata, Chondrichthyes, Rajiformes, Rajidae.